GUCCCUGGCCAGAACGCUUGUGCGGAGUCAGGAGCGGACAGCUCCGGUGCUGAUGUUGGAGCGGGCUACAGAGCCCCACGCGUGCGGAGUGUUGCGGGGAGCGCGCAGGCUGUGCACGCUUGACCAGGCUCCCGGACCAGCGCUGUCCUAGCAAGAGAGAAAGGACAUUUGCCUACAAUGAGACACGAGGCGCCCAUGCAGAUGGCCUCUGCACAGGAUGCCAGGUUUGGCCAGAAAGACUCGUCUGACCAGAACUUCGACUACAUGUUCAAGUUGCUGAUCAUUGGCAACAGCAGCGUGGGCAAAACAUCUUUCCUGUUCCGUUAUGCCGACGAUUCCUUUACAUCUGCGUUUGUCAGCACGGUUGGCAUCGAUUUCAAAGUAAAAACUGUAUUCAAAAAUGAGAAGAGAAUCAAGCUUCAGAUUUGGGACACAGCAGGCCAGGAAAGAUACAGGACCAUCACCACAGCCUACUAUCGAGGGGCCAUGGGCUUCAUUUUAAUGUAUGACAUCACAAAUGAAGAAUCCUUCAACGCUGUACAAGAUUGGUCAACUCAGAUCAAAACAUACUCUUGGGAUAAUGCCCAGGUUAUCCUGGCUGGAAACAAAUGUGACAUGGAAGACGAACGGGUCGUCUCAACCGAGAGAGGCCAGCGCUUAGGAGAACAGCUCGGGUUUGAGUUUUUUGAAACCAGCGCCAAGGAUAACAUCAACGUGAAGCAAACCUUCGAGCGCCUCGUAGAUAUCAUUUGUGACAAAAUGUCAGAGAGCUUGGAGACCGACCCAGCCAUCACUGCGGCAAAGCAGAGCACGAGGCUCAAGGAGACCCCUCCUCCACCACAGCCCAACUGUGGCUGCUAAUGUCCCCCACACAGGAGCUCCAAGGGGCUCCAGAGCAGCCAAGAAACAGCAUUGAUAAAUGGUCUAUUAGCCUUCGAUUAUACUGCCUAAUAAUUAUUUGAAGGAAGUCUUUGAUGGCAGUGGCCCAUAUAUGCAUUCAAACCGUGAGCAAUUUCCUGUGUUAAUAUGUGGCAAACUUGCUCUUAUAUUUGUAAGGAUCAUUCAUCUAUAAACACCUGCUACUUGCAUGUAACUUA
Molecule: messenger RNA, 1097 nt
Organism: Mus caroli (Ryukyu mouse)
Lineage: Eukaryota; Metazoa; Chordata; Mammalia; Rodentia; Muridae
Gene: Rab3c
Product: RAB3C, member RAS oncogene family
Molecular function (GO): GTP binding; GTPase activity
Source: RefSeq, a predicted model, not a curated record